GAGACACACCGCAAACAAAAUAUUUCAAAUUCUGAAAGCAGUCGGUCGGACUGAGUGAAGUGGAAUCGGAGCUGAAACACCCCAAGAGCGAUAAAGACUGUGGACGCGCACUGCGUUAAGGGGAUACCGGUGUAGUUAUGUCAAACACAUCAUAUUACGCGAUUUCUGAAACUGAGCCUGCGAAGCACUCUUCCCUUUUCAGUUUUUGGAGCGCAGCGGGCAGCUUUUAAUUCAUGCUAUAUUGUCCCUCGGAGACAGGCGUGUGGUGUAUGUUGCCUAGCAAUUACAAGUUAAAUGGUAUUUUGGAGAAGUCAGCAUUAAGAAAAUAAAUAUUGGAGCACCGGACCAGUCGCACAUCGGAAAAGCAAUACUUGAGAGGACUGUUAUGAAGAGGGGUUGAGAAAGGACGAUGCAAAGGCUGUCAACGCUUUGAAGUUCGCGAGACCCGACCUCAAUCUCUGACCGACUUUCAAUCGGCCCACUGAAUUAAUUAUUGGAACCUGUCAUGUUCGUUUAAUGUACAUGGAGAAGAAGAGUUAUUUACAUGUAGGCUAUUAUUAAAACCACGCAAAACGCGGUACCCUGGAAAAGUCCAUUCACUGGAAUAUAUAGCGUUGUAAAUACAGAAGGAAAUAGACUACUGAACUACAUAGUACAACCAAUAUUUCCGAAGAGACGUUUGAAUUUCCUCUGAAAUGGACUGACACCGAUCAAAACAAACGUAUCUCGAUAAGAUAAUGACCGGCAAUUUAGAGGCUUAUUGGGACUUCAGAGUUGAGAAAAUGCAUAACGAUAAGUAACUGACUGACAGUUGGUGUUUCAUGUGUGCAAGAUUCAUUCCAAAAGUGGUGUGAUAUCCUCUCUUGUUGAUGAUUGAGUAUCCCUACUCUGGUACCGGAGGCAUCUCGUGGUAACACAGUAGCUGCGGCAAGGAAGGAGUGGAGUUUGGAGAAAUCAGCAAAUAAACGCACAGAAAAAAUGUGGCUGCGAAUUCUUCCGCAGGUGUUGACCAUCUGGGCUGUGGUGAUUUCCGGGACAACGGCUGACCUGACCUGCGAUACACUGCUACUGCUGUCCACCAAUCUCACUGCACGUACAUUGGCACUGUGGAAUCUGACCCUCACACCCAGCAAUGUCACCGCCGGCCUGUUCUGUAACAUGUCCAUCGAUCCCAUCGGUACCUGCUGGCCCAAGAGCACCGCAGGGGAGUGGGUGUUACGGCCAUGUCCAGAGAUGUUCUAUGGCGUCAAAUACAACACCACCAACAAUGUGUAUAGAGAAUGCCUUUCCAACGGGUCUUGGGCCGUGAAAGGCAACUACACCCAGUGUCAAGAGAUUCUCAAUGAGAAAAAGAGCAAGCUGCACUACCACAUAGCGGUGAUCAUAAACUACAUGGGACAUUGUAUCUCUCUGGCAGCCCUGCUGGUGGCCUUCAUCCUCUUUAUGAGGCUGAGGAGUAUCCGCUGCUUGAGGAACAUCAUCCACUGGAACCUGAUCACAGCUUUCAUCCUGAGGAACGCCACUUGGUUCGUUGUACAGCUCACCAUGAACCCUAAGGUGCACGAGAGCAAUGUGUUGUGGUGCCGGCUGGUCACGGCAGCCUAUAACUAUUUCCACGUGACAAACUUCUUCUGGAUGUUUGGGGAGGGCUGCUACCUGCAUACAGCCAUCGUGCUCACCUACUCCACCGACAAGCUACGCAAGUGGAUGUUCAUCUGCAUCGGGUGGUGCAUCCCUCUUCCAAUCAUCAUUGCAUGGGCCAUUGGCAAGCUUUACUACGACAACGAAAAGUGCUGGUUUGGGAAGAAGGCAGGAGUGUACACAGAUUACAUCUACCAGGGCCCAAUGAUCCUGGUGUUGCUGAUCAACUUCAUAUUCCUCUUCAACAUUGUGAGAAUCCUCAUGACCAAGCUGAGAGCCUCCACCACCUCAGAGACAAUACAGUACAGGAAAGCGGUGAAGGCCACUCUGGUGCUGCUGCCUCUCCUGGGCAUCACCUACAUGCUAUUUUUUGUCAACCCUGGAGGGGAGGAUGAGGUCGCCCAAAUAGUCUUCAUCUACUUCAACUCCAUUCUGGAGUCUUUUCAGGGCUUUUUCGUGUCAGUGUUUUACUGCUUCCUGAACAGCGAGGUGCGUUCUGCGGUUAGGAAGAGAUGGCACCGCUGGCAGGACAAGCAUUCAAUCAGGGCUCGAGUGGCGCGCGCCAUGUCCAUCCCCACGUCGCCCACGAGGGUCAGCUUCCACAGCAUCAAGCAGUCAUCGGCUGUUUGAGGACCAACAAAACUCUGCUUUGGCUGAAAGCCCCCGUCUAACCUCUCACCGCCAACCACCCCUCCAACAUGUCCACCACAGCAGAGCACCUCUUUUCCCUCUUCUCUCCAAACCAACCGAGGGAAACAGCUACCGCACCGUGAUGGUUCAGACAGGGUACACUUGGUCUGUAAUACCAACCUCACAGACCCCCUCCCAGGGGAGCGGUGACCUCUUUAGUCUCUCGCCUGCUGAUAUAUUGAGGUAUGUUCGCUCAGUGCGUUCCCUCCGAAAGCUACGGAGGCUCAUGAUGACAAUGGCCAAACAAAGUAAUGUCAGGAGCUGACUUUUUGCCAUAAGGCGUUGGCAGAUUCAAUUGAGAGGUGACGUUUGAUGUCAGAUCUAUUUUUUUCACCUGUUCGUCAGUAAAUGUAGUGUUCUCUUAUUGUUUUUUAUUCUGCAAAAUCCAGAAGUUGGAGUCCAAAUGGAUGGAGUUGGAGUCCAUAACAAGACUUUGAGAGUGGGAAGAAAAUGGUACUGGGGCACGUGCUUGUAUCAGUGUCAAAUACAUGAUACCUGUUGGACUGACCUGUUCAAGAUCAUAGACACAACCAUUUGAUUCUUUUUCCUUUGCGUGUUUUUAUUUUCUGUAGAAUUUUUUUUAAACUUUGAGUUGGCUAUGCUUGCUGGCGCUGCAAAGGGAAUGACUGCCAUGGACCAUUCAUUUCAGGUCUGUCCAGACUGCUGUCUCUAGAAAACAUUCUCCCUUUCCUUCCUGCUGUUUUUCUGAUGGAUCUUCAUGGAGACCCUGUUCCGAUGUGAAAUCUUUGGCCUCCAUUGAAGAUGGAUGCCUUUCCCAAUAUCCGUACAGCAACAACCAAGGCAUUGUGCACGCGGAAAAAGGGGACGUGACGUUAUCCAACACUGUUGCUAAUGUGAAUGAACUGUGAAAAUUGGUACCCACUUGUCAAAGUAAUGUUCUGUUGAGUGAGGUUGUAAAAGGUGUUAAUUUUCAACUGGAUAAGCACUCCUUUAUGAAAGCACUUUUAUUUAUUUCAAAUUCCAAAAUUACCAGCACCGUAGUAAGACACCGUCCACUUUAGCAUAGCAUUGUUAAAAGCCAGAUUGGGAUAAAUGCCAAUUAUUAUUUAAAAAAAGAAAAUAAUUGGGCUAGAUAUGUUAAGGUCUGAGAGGAACGUGGAUGUUUUGGUUGAUUCAUCUCUACAACUUGCGUAUCUUAUCUGUACUAAAUCCAGUGGGUACUGGUAAUACUUUUUCUUGAGCCAUCCAUUAUGAAGGACCAUCAAAAAUCUGAUCCUCAUUCCAACUCAUUCCAGAACAUAAAACCAUUUAUCAGAUAUUGUCAUGCACAUAGCACAACUUUAUUUUUUAAAUUACACAUUCAUAAGUCAAAGUAACUAGGAAAAGAUGAACACAAGGUCUGGAAGAUGAUUGAGUGAAUGCUGACUUCUUGUGGUUUGUUCUGACAAAGGGGAAUAGCGUGAUGCAUAUUCAGAUAGACAUUAUCUAGACAGGACCAGUCUCAAAUGUAUUGCAGUAGGAUUCACCUCUCUCUCUCUCUCUCUCUCUCUCUCUCUCUCUCUCUCUCUCUGAAAAAUAUUGUGGGAGCCCUCCCAAAAAGCUUGUGAACUUGAAGCUUCAAUCUCAGGGCUCAGAGAACCAGUUGGCUUCCACACACAACCCCACACAGCACAGGAUAAAACCAAUUCAGACCAAAGUGCUACUUGGUGUUGUGAAGAUAGCUCGGCCCAGUAGGUAGAGCUGUGAGAGGACUGUGAGAGCUAUAAUGGCCACAGGGACUUCACAUCUGCCUCUCUCACAUCUCUCUCUCUCUCUCUCUCUCUCUCUCUCUCUCUCACUACACUUCUCUCUACCUCUCUCUCUCUCACACAGACCAGCAUGGUCCGCUAAUUAUCUGUACCUGCAGGGAAGUCACAGCUAGUUUGGCUGACAGCUAAGAGCCAGGGACAAUUCAGGAAAGAGAGAAGAGUACCGAAGCCUGUAUCCUGACACUGUUCCCUGCUGUGCAACAUCUCUAUGAAUGAGCAAGUGAAUGGAAGAACUGGGAAUGAAAUGAAAAGGGCUUUUGUGGUAUAGAUAGAGGCAAGGAUGGAAACUGGGACCAGCUGGGAUUUGACUUCAAAUGUUCCCCUGGCAUAGCCUUGGGAAGUAGGGGUGCUGAGGUUGCUGCAGCACUCCCUAAUAAAUCUACAUUUAAAAAAGUAUAACAAAAACAGUCAAAGCACCCCCCCAAAACAUUGUCCUGCGGCCAUGCCCCUGGGCCAUAGUGCACAAACAGGGACAGAAAAAGGGAUUGUUGAUUCGCAGAUUGUCAAUCUUGUUGGUUGUGUUCGUUGUUUUGAUGUUUUUCCUAAGGGUUUGAAAGGCAUAGAGUGCUGUUUUUCAUGUAUUUGUUCAUACAGACCUUUGUGCUUUUUUGGAACACAACUAUAUACAGUAUUUUCAACGUCAUGUCAACCCAAAAAUUCUAUGUGAUGUUUAAUCAACGUGGAAAACUGAUUGGAUUUGCAAAAAGGGAUUUCUGUAUUUUUUUCAUCCAACUUUUAACCUAAAUCUAAUGAUAGGGUGACAUUUUUGGUUGAUUUCACAUUGAAUUCAUGUUAGUUGACAACUCAACCAAAUUAAAAUUAAAACUAGAUAUUGAACUGACGUCAGUACAGUGGGUAUUCAGUUGAAAUGCAUCCUGAAGUGCUAACUGAUAUUACAUUUUGACACAUAAACAUCAUCCUGACAACUCAUCGAAAUCCAAAAUGACGCACCCUGUCACAAGACGCUGUGAUUAUUUUGCAAAGUCAUAAACAAAGCCAACCCUCCGUUGCCAGAAAUGUCUAUAGGCAACAACAAAAAAUUGGUUGAUCUGAAUCCUUUUUUUCCUCCCGGACCCUUUUGAUCAUUGGCAUAAAGCAGUCAGAAUAAAAUGUGUGAUUUCAUUGGCAAUGUUGUUUACAGAUCGCUUUCAGUGAUAGUUAUAAAACGUAUUGUCAGACAGAUGUAUCCUAUUCGCUGAAACGAAUGAUCACAAGAAUCACAGAUGCCGCUUCAUCUAUGUCUGCCUGUCACCUGUGGGCUCUGCUUUGUUACCCAGUCAGGCAUGCUACAGUCAUCUAACACACACCAUGUACUCCUAAACAGCCAGGAUAGAUUGGAGGUUAGUCUGGAAUGGAAUUGCCAAUGUAUGAUAGUGUUAUGCAUUCCAAUUCCAGGUAUCUGCCUCUGUCAUGAAAAUAUGUUACCUCAUACCUAAAUGAUUUACCCUGGAAUUCAAAAGCCAGUUGGUUCUCUGUUAUAAUGUUACAAGGACCCUGUUCUACAUCACUGUUUCCAGAUUUUGGGGACUUGUACUCCAAACACGAUGUAAUUCUAUUCUGAACACAUAUUCCAGUUAUCAUAACCAGAUGCUAUUGAAAACCUUUUCAAUCAAAUGCAGUAUUUCAGUAUUAUGUAGCAAAUUGACUUUUUGGCUAUUUUCCUUCCUUUUCCAGGAAACAGGAAUAUUUUCCUUGUUUUUAUAGGUGUCUCUCAAAGUGUGUCGCAGUCAGCAUACUUCUCUAAUAUAGUAAUUACAUUGAAAAUGGCUCUCAUUAUCCAGUAUACAGUACACAGAAUUCCAGUUAUUUGCACAAAUGCUAUUAGUGUAGUCAGCAACACCAGUGUGAUCAAAUGUUUUCUUGUUUUUCUUUGCCAUUCCCAAAAUAGUUUGUGGUCACAAACAUCCUCCAAAGACACAAGCGCAGCUAUCUAGUCAAUAGGCUGUUCUUAUUUCUUGCCCUAUUUCUUCAUUUCAAUAAGAAAUGCUGCUGCCCUUUCGAUUGUUUGUUUUGUUUUCCUUAAUUGUGCAGAGGGGAAUUGUCCGAUUGCUCUCGAUGCAGUUAUAGUUACUAUAACAACGAUGUAAGUAAGUGUUCUUUCUCGGGUAUGUACGUUGCGUUUGUCUUUAGUGAAGGUCUAAGAAGCGAAAACAUUUGUAUUUAUUUAAAUGUCACAGAAUUGUAUAUUUAUCACAUGAUUUAAAGGGUACAGCUUUUGUUGAAGGACACAGGCCAACAUUACCUUAUAACGUAGAUUGAUAAAUACAUCUAAUUAUGUCCACAAUGUGUCUACUUAAGAUUUUGUAAUGAUGAAAGGUGCGAUACGUAGGUUGAUUUUCAAUUUUGUUUGUUAUGUUUGAUAAUGUUGCAAUUCAAUUUUCUUUCCUCUUUCAAUGUCCAAGAAGGAAAAAUUAUAUUUAUUAUGUUUAUGAAACUACUUGUUCAAUGUUGGAAAGCGUUGAGGAGUUGUACAGAGUUUGUCAAAAAAAAAAUACAUAGCAAUCUAAUAAGAGAAAUGUGGAGAAAGUUCAAAAUAUAUGGAACAGUGCUACUACAUAAAUGGUGCAUUAAAAUGUGUUUUUUUAACAAA
Oncorhynchus nerka (sockeye salmon) is the source of this 6690-nucleotide messenger RNA. Its product is annotated as corticotropin-releasing factor receptor 1-like. Lineage: Eukaryota; Metazoa; Chordata; Actinopteri; Salmoniformes; Salmonidae. Gene Ontology annotation, cellular component: neuron projection; plasma membrane. The transcript has 14 exons. Gene Ontology annotation, molecular function: corticotrophin-releasing factor receptor activity; corticotropin-releasing hormone binding; G protein-coupled peptide receptor activity. The record is from RefSeq and is a predicted model, not a curated record. Gene Ontology annotation, biological process: adenylate cyclase-activating G protein-coupled receptor signaling pathway; cell surface receptor signaling pathway. The coding region runs from base 979 to 2271 and encodes 430 amino acids.